CCUUUGCCCAAAUCUGAGUUUAAAAAAAAAUGAAAAUGGAAAAGAAGAAAUGCGGUGGGAUGCUGAUUUUCCAGGUGGCUGCUGACAAGGCAGCAUCCAGCUUCCCUGGCCCAGCUGGGAACUGGAGCUCUUCCUUUGUGGGGAGAGAGGCAAGGCCAUCAAUUGUCUCUGCAAUACACUACCCACUUCCACUGAUGAUACUGGGUUUCUUUCCUAUAUAUAAGUAUUCCCAGUCUAGUUGACAUCAAAUGUAAAUCUUUUAACUGAAUUACUUUGAAGUCAGCAUCACGAUGGCAGUAUUUGAUAAAUCUAAAUCAUGCUGCUGUGCUCUAGAUUAGCAGUGGGGUCAAACACAGCUCUUGCUGAAGAUAAACAAGUGUAGAACGUUCACACAAUCCAGUAGGAGGAAAUUUUGGAUGAAGAGGUGAGGUUGAGUGAUGUAUGUUCAUAGGAAAAUGGAUUGAAUUCAAACAAGUACCUUCACAAAAAAAAAGUGGGGGAGGGGCAGAUUAACAACUUAAUCAAUCCAAUUUUGGACUUUAAUGCCAAUCCUCAUAGGUGUGGGAAGGAAGUUCCCAUCACUUCUGCUGAAGUCAUUCUCUCCAUUGGAGCCAAAACCCUGGAAGCACAGGAACGCCUCUACAUCGUGUACACAAUCGCUGAAUAUCUCCAUCUGGAUUCCUCCCUGGUAACCCUGUUCCAGUACACAGACGUGGUACACAGAAACUUGCAGAACGUGACUGUGCUGGCCAGAGACACUUUGCACAUUGACUUCACAGUGAACCGCUAUGUAGGACUCUCCUGGCUUGUCAAGUGUGGAGAGCUCGCUGUGCCCCGCGAAUUCAUCCAAGUCCUGCAACGCAAUAUUGAUUCCCAUCAUCUCUCACAACUCCUAGGAUAUGAAAUUUCAGGCUGGAGAAUACUUAGGACAGAGAGUAACAAAAGAAAGUCUCCGAGACAACAGCACAGGCCAUUAAUGAUCACACCAACACCGACACUGAAAGUAAUUAGAAUUACUCAGAGACCAGCUGCUGUUGCUCCCCAUCCUUUGUUCUCUGCUGUGCCAAGUCGUUUACUCUUACAAUUUACUGUAUCAGCUACCCAGAAUUUAUAUAGGGAAAGUAUAACAGCAGCAAGUGUUGAGUUGCAGAAUAACAUCCAUUCUGUAAGUCAAGGAAGUUUAGUCACCUUAAAAAUGGAUUCAGCGUGGGACAUGCCAACUAAUAAUCCAACAGUAGUUGUUAUGUUUGGAGACACUAGUUCCUCAGAUCUUUCACCUUCACUGGUUCCUAAAUCAAUGCUUCUCUUCACUGAGCUGGAAGUGCUGCCCACCAGUGCUCCUGAAGUGUCCUUGCUGCUACAGCAACCUGAGCCUCACCUGCUUCAGACAGACUUAUAUUUCCAUUCUAGUAAAACAGAAGUAUAUGGAUCUCAUCUCCUACAGGACAUCACCUCAAAUAAAGACCUGUUUCCCAGACCCAUGUACACUCUGAUGAUGAACACCCUUCAUGAAUGGCCCCAUACCUUGACAGAGGCACUUUCUUCAGAGACAGAACAUCAUGUAAUUUUGCUACAAGAAACGUCAACAUCAGAAAUACCAGAUUACAGUGAUAAGGCAAGAAGCCACUUUCCAAAAUCUGAAAUGCUUUCUAGUGCAUCCCUGUCUCUGGAGAGGCUUCUGUCUCUAUCCCCAAGCACUCUGCUAACAGCCACAGCUUCAUCUGAUUUCACAUUUCCCAUCAAUUAUAUGUUUCCACCUUCACCAGCAAGUAGUAGCCCAAGCCAGGAGUUAGCUCAUAGCCAUGAACCAUUACCUAAGUCUUCCACAACUAUGCCGUCAUCCUAUAGAUUUGCAUUUAUUGAAGGGACAGUUUCUUCUGUGAUCCAAUCAGAAGCCCAGACCCUCUAUCCCAAACUCAAUUUACAUUCUGAAAUCUCAGCCUGCUUUUCCAGCUCUUUGUACAGCCCUUUCCCUGGUGAAGCUAAAACAUCUUAUGAAUCAAGUCUGCCCAUUCCGGCCCAUUCUCAUAGCACUCCAGUUCUUACUCUUACACCACCAAUUAUACAUUCUAUUUGUGGCAGCAUGCUCAAAACACAGAUACAGUCUCCAAGUAUUUUACCCACAAAGGAGCUGCACUCAGGCAGAGAUCUGGGAACAGGAAUGAUUUUGCCAAUCAUCACUGAGCCUACCCUGGAGUCACCCAAAAUCUCAGCUGUCAUAGUUGAUGCCAUAGAACUACCCCUGGUGACUUUAUUUACUGCCACGUCUCAUCUGUUCAACAGUGUGUCAGAGCUGCUUCAGACACCACCACCAUCACACCAGGAUGCAAGCAUCUCGCAAUUGCCUACUGAUGAAACACUACAGUUUACAGAAAGUAUAGGGAUUCUCCCUCCAUCUUCUACUUCACAAGAGCUUCAGAAUGAAACCCCAGGGCAAACAAACACUUCUCCAAAGGUUGUUCAUUCAAUCCAAUUUGUAACAGCAACUAUUGGAUGCCUGUUCUCUUUUCCUGUAUCUGCCGACACAUUUUAUGAUGAGGAAGAUGGCAAUUCAACUCAGUUAUCUUUGCAGUUAAUUCCAGCUGAUGGCUCUCCAGGGGGAUCAGAAAGCUGGCUUCAGUUUAAUGUGACUCAGCAGAUCAUGCAUGGCUAUCCCCUUGCUAUUGAUUUCCAGUAUUCACCUCAAGAGUUCAUGCUGUCUGCCACAGAUUCGGGGGGACUGACUGUCUGGCAAUCCUUUACCAUUGAGCUUCUGAAGCCCAUACACGUACCAUGCCACCUUUACACCAUCAGAACCAAAAACAGCUACUAUUCCUUCUUGAGAGACAGGAAAAGGAUUAGUUUAUUUCUAGAGAAGCUCUCCUUGUAUUUGAACUCCACCAGCCCCAAAGACAUUAUGGUGACCACUCUCAAACCUGGAUCCACGCUGAUCUCAUGGUACAACAGUUCCCUGUGUACAAGUGUCAACAGACCCUUCAGCUGGUGCAAAAAAGAGGAAAUCCAGGAAGCACUAAACAAACUACAAGUGCCAGAUGGAUACGUCAGUCCGCAUUUCAUCCAAGCAAUGUUACCAGAAUACAAGAUUGAUGCCAUCUUCAAUAUUUCAUACAGUGAUAACUGCUUUCCCACUACAAAGCCAUUUGGUGGAUCUUUCAACAGUACUGUGCCUGCACUUCAAGGCUGGGGUGACUCCAAUAUCAUAAAGCCCCCAACAGCCUUACUUAGCAGCCUUUGUGUCACUGUUGGGCUGGUUCUGCUCACAUUAAUUUACUGUUCUUGCAGGUAUUACAGCAAGAUUCCUAAAUCCAAGAUUAUGACAUUUCAGAGUAACUCCCAGCUAAGCCAUGCUGAUGUGGCAAUGGAUGUUCUGCAGCCUCGCAAAGUACCUGUACAUGAGUGUGGGGGAUCAUCAUCACAUUCAUUAUGGCUGCCACCUUUGUUAUCACUUACCUCCCCAGAGCAGUAUGCCAGGUCAGUAAGGUUGUCUCACGUCAUACCAUCUUCCCAGCCACCAAAAUAUCAGCUCCCACCCCAUUAUCAAGAGGGUACAACUAGCCAAAGUGACCAGAGUAAUAUCUGUAGAUUUAAGAUGACAUCUUCUAAAUGAUAGCAAAGCAAAUACACAAAUAGAACAUUUGUAUGCUAGGAAGUACUUUCCUUAUUGCACCAGAAAAGAAAAUGUAGCAUAAGGCUAAGUAGUUAAUUUUUCAAUUUCAGGUAGGACAUACGUUACAUAAGCUAUGCCUAAUGAAGAAGCAUAAGAAGAAUCAAAAUCCUGAAACUAAGAACAAAAUGCCAAAUGCAUAAGGUAAAGUUAUCUACAGAUAAGGUGGACAGACCAAUGGGUCUGCACCAGUCAGUCAGAAAAUGUGCACCAGACUGGUGAUAGUAGGAAUGAGCCAGAGCUGAGUAAAGCCAAUUUCAUUAUGACUCCAUUAGUUUUGUGAAGAAACAGCAGAACUGUCAGGAGAACCAUAACAAAAGCCAAUGUUUUCACUGAAAUUUGAAAGCCCUACAAGCCCUGAGUCCCUGUGUUAUCCCAUAAUUAUAUCCAUAUAUUUCUUUUUUAAACAGUAUGCAGAGAAGCCAUGCUGCACACAGGGCAGUCCAACAACCACCAACACUGCUCUGACACAGCAAACAGCCACUGAGAAGCAGACAGCCAACAGAUAGUUUGUGCAGGCUAAAUAGCCUAGACAUAAGUGCAUGCUCCUACUGUCAGGGAAGUGAGCAGAACCAGACCUAGUGAAGCAGAAGGCAGACAGGGAGAUGAACCGUGACUAUUAAACCACAAGUAUGAAAGCGCUGCUGACCCAUUAAGAUCUUUUUUGAAGGAACAGUACUUGCCUCACAAAUGUAACAGCAGCAAAAAGAUUUACUGAAUUAGUCACCAUGAAUUAUGGUAUUUCAAGUUUCAGAUGAAGAAAAUAUUGAUUUAGUUUUAAGGCCUCUUUCUGAGCUUUUCUAUAUUGACAAACUAAUACAUCAAAGCUGCAGGACCUUCAGUUGCUUGUACAGGCUAAAAUAAAGCAAUGGGAGUAGAUCAGAGGAAAACUGAUAGAACUCAGCUAAACUCAACUGAAAGCACAGAAAGACUGGGAACUAGUUUCUGAAUGAGGUUUUAUUUUUGUAUCUCUAUAGCUUCACGCCCUGCUCUUCUGUGACUGGCACGUUGAAGGAGGGAUCAGCUACUUGGAGAGAUUAGCAGAGAUUCUAAUGGGGGGGGAAGAAAGGAAGUCUGGUCAUUAGAUUUGUCAUUUCACAGCAAUAUUCAGCA
Messenger RNA from Coturnix japonica (Japanese quail), 4777 nucleotides. RefSeq lists its product as uncharacterized. Gene Ontology annotation, cellular component: sarcolemma; dystroglycan complex. Gene Ontology annotation, biological process: axon guidance; muscle attachment; nerve development. Gene Ontology annotation, molecular function: laminin binding; calcium ion binding. The record is from RefSeq and is a predicted model, not a curated record. Lineage: Eukaryota; Metazoa; Chordata; Aves; Galliformes; Phasianidae.